GGCUACAUGUGAAUCCUGCAAAAUAAGAAGGUAGAGUACAAUUUCAAGAUGAACAGCAAGCUUGUUAGCUAUGACACUCGAAUAACUGGUUAUGUAAGCAAGAAGCAGAUCAAGAAGCUUAAGGGAGUGAAGGCUAAGGAGCUCGUGCUUUGGCCUCCAGUGAGUGAGAUUGUAGCGGAUGAUCCACCCACUGGAAAGAUUCACUUCAAGAGCCUUGCUGGGAUCACAAAGACAUUCCCAGUGGAGGCAUUUGCAGCUGGACAGUGAGAUGCAUGCAGUGAUCAACUGGUUUACCACAAACCAUGAAUUUACAUCUUUCAUACCAUAGUAUCUACAAAGUCAUUUGCUGUUUUCUACCUCUUAUACUCUUCUAGAAUUCUCCUGUCAAGAAUUUGUGAUGCUUCUUGUCAGUAUUUGUAAUCAAAAUAAAACUUCUCAACUUUC
Messenger RNA from Rubroshorea leprosula, 444 nucleotides. The record is from the annotation of a GenBank genome assembly. Lineage: Eukaryota; Viridiplantae; Streptophyta; Magnoliopsida; Malvales; Dipterocarpaceae.